CGUGUCCAGUUGGGUCAAAAACGGUGACGCAGAUUUUGUGCGACGGUGUCGCGUGCAAGCUGUCGCAAAAACAGGCAAGCAUGGCUGCAAUUGGCAUUUGUAAACAAUGGUUAUUUCUUUCGUGUGACACAAAGUUAAUAGCCGCUCACAUACAGCAGGACAGGGAGCCAUUUGUGUUUGACUGUAGCACUGCUGAGAAAAAGCAAAAACAUCCAAAGAGUGACAACAGUCUGGCAGAGGAAACAGAAAGUGAUAAAGUGCUGGCAUUUACCAUUUCACCAUCUGGAAAACUGCUGGCACUGACAGAUGACUCCAAACGACUGGUCCUCUUUCGGUGUGAGCAUUCGUGGCAGUGUGUCAGCAUCAGGUGGUUGGUGAGGAGGGGCACAUCCCUGGUGUUUACCUCGGCAGAAGACGAGGUGCUUGUUGCUGAUAAAUCCGGCGACGUGUACUCCUUCUCAGUCGUGGACCAGGAGAGAGAGGGCGAGCUGAAGAUGGGACACUUAUCCAUGGUCUUAGCUGUUACCUUGUCCCUGAAUGAUAAGUACAUCAUCACCGCUGACCGAGAUGAAAAAAUAAGAGUGAGCCACCUCAGUUCUCCAUACAACAUCCAGUCUUUCUGUCUAGGACAUCAACAGUUUGUUAGCUCUCUUCUGGUCCCAUCAGGCCAUCCACACUGGUUGCUGUCAGGAUCAGGGGAUGGGACCAUGAAGCUGUGGGAUAUUACGUCUGGGAAGAAGCUGCAUAGUUGGGACCUGAAACCGCUUGAAGAGGGACUUGGCUCCCACUCAGAGAAAAAGCUAACUGUUUGCCAAAUAACCAGCUCUCCCGAUGGGUGUCACAUAGCUGUACAGUGUGACAGAGUGUCAACGAUUCAGUUUUUCAUGCUGGACCAGGAUGAUGAAGAGAAGAAAUUUGUACCACACAGCAGGCUUUCCCUCCCCUUCUGUCCUUUGGAUAUGACCUUUGACCCACAAGGUCGGCUUUGGGUGCUGAUGGAUUCCUGUGAAACUCCGCUACAAGUAUAUAAGCUUGAACAAAGCUCUUGGAAGUGUGAAGCUGAAAGCCCUGAACUCAAACGUGUGUCCGAGGCCUUCAAGCCCCACUGGCAGAGUCUUGAUGCUUCAACUCGGACCACCAGCCGCUUUGAGCAUCUGCACAAGGCGACUUUUGAUAACAUGACAGAAUACCUGGAGAAGAAACAACACAGACUGGCGGCGCAACAGCAGAAGAGGGGGAACAUGGGACAGAAAGAGGAUGGCAAGAAGAAGGCCAGGAAAGAAGCUCUAAUGGAUGUGUCGUCUACAUGAAGUGACGAUUUGAAUGGAGCACUUAUUUUACGUGCCAUCAUGUUGAUUGGCUAACAUAUGUUGUUCAUUUCUCAAACAUUUGUUUUGAUCUAAAAAAAUAAACUUAGAGCUGAAUGGAGCGUCAAUGUUUCAAAAUCUACAAUUCCUUUAAGACAAAACAAGUUUAAAAUUUAAGUCAUUUUUAUUAUUUUUUUGUAGGAAAGAACAAAGUUGACUAAAAUUCUGUACAAUCUGUAUAAAACACUUCAAAUAUUACAAAAAACAAUGUAAGAUAUGUAUCUAAAUAAAGUUUGUUCACCUGUACAAAUGAAUGUUUCCCUAAAAAAAAAAAGAAAAGGUGUCCACUGAGUUCAUCAGUAAUUGGUAACAUGUCGGAAUUAUUUCAUCACUCAAGACUAAAUAUCGAUGAUUGUCCAAGAUGUGAAGCAGUAUUGCUGGUUCUUCCUCAGGCUCAAGUGCGUAGAAGACACUGACGGAAGGCUUUGGAAGGCCUGAAAUCACCAACCAUGUAUGAUGAGUACAUGUUUUUUUUUUUUUUACUUGCAAAUGUUAAAACCACAAUGAACAAAGCAAUUUCAUUUUAGCUUAUUUCUUC
Doryrhamphus excisus (bluestripe pipefish) is the source of this 1905-nucleotide messenger RNA. It is a transcript of the gene wdr4, whose product is annotated as WD repeat domain 4. Gene Ontology annotation, biological process: RNA (guanine-N7)-methylation; tRNA modification. Gene Ontology annotation, molecular function: protein binding. The record is from RefSeq and is a predicted model, not a curated record. Gene Ontology annotation, cellular component: nucleus; cytosol; tRNA methyltransferase complex. NCBI's taxonomy places the organism in Eukaryota, Metazoa, Chordata, Actinopteri, Syngnathiformes, Syngnathidae.